Messenger RNA from Ochotona curzoniae (black-lipped pika), 168 nucleotides. RefSeq names its product keratin-associated protein 20-2-like. The coding region runs from base 1 to 168 and encodes 55 amino acids. The record is from RefSeq and is a predicted model, not a curated record. NCBI's taxonomy places the organism in Eukaryota, Metazoa, Chordata, Mammalia, Lagomorpha, Ochotonidae. The transcript has a single exon.
AUGUGCUACUUCGGCAAUUACUACGGGAGCCUUGGCUGUGAAUACGGUGGGCUUGGUUAUUUCUCUGGCUAUGGUGGCCUGGGCUGUGGCUUUGGCGAUGGCGGGUCUGACUAUUGUUGCUGCCGUCCAUGCUAUUAUCACAAAUGCAGGACCUAUGGAUUUUACUGA